Molecule: messenger RNA, 1634 nt
Organism: Mytilus californianus (California mussel)
Lineage: Eukaryota; Metazoa; Mollusca; Bivalvia; Mytilida; Mytilidae
Product: secretin receptor-like
Exons: 13
Coding region: 1-1554 (517 amino acids)
Biological process (GO): adenylate cyclase-modulating G protein-coupled receptor signaling pathway; cell surface receptor signaling pathway
Cellular component (GO): plasma membrane
Molecular function (GO): peptide hormone binding; G protein-coupled peptide receptor activity
Source: RefSeq, a predicted model, not a curated record
AUGGAGAGAAUCCGAUUGGGUAAAGUAUUCAUAAGCCCAGAUGACCAGGAAAAGGCUAUCCUACGUGCACAUAUUGACUGUUUAUCACAGUCGUCACACAGACCACAUUCUAGUAAUGAGGUAUACUGCAAUAGAACCUGGGAUGGUAUACUUUGUUGGCCAGAGACCAAAGCAGAUGAAGAGGUUAUUCUAUCAUGUCCGGAUUAUAUCCAUGAAUUUUAUUACAACAAUAAUGCAUCGAAACAUUGUAUGUCAGACGGAAGAUGGUACAUUCACAAUGGUUUGAAUAAGACAUGGACAAAUUAUACAUCUUGCUUUAAUCAAAGGCAGCAAAAUCAACCGACAAUGGUUCCAACAUUAGUACAGCAACAUUUAGAAAACAUCAAAAUUAUGUACAAUAUCGGCUAUGGUAUAUCCUUGGUGUCAUUGAGUUUAGCCGUGUUUGUUAUGGUAUAUUUUAGGCGCCUGCAUUGUCCCAGAAAUACUGUUCACGUAAAUUUGUUCAUAUCAUUCAUAUUACGUUCUUUGGUGACAAUUAUACGAGACAAUGUACUGGUCCAGGGACUAGGUCUGCCAGGGGAUGUCGAACAGACUCCUUAUGAUACUGUGAUAUUUAUAACUAAUGGCACGCAUUGGGAAUGUAAACUCCUCUUUACAACGUUUUACUACAUACUGUCUGCAAGUUAUAUGUGGAUAUUUGUUGAGGGACUACACCUGUAUAUAUUAAUAAUGGUCUCAGUAUUUUCAGAACGGAAAUGUGUUAGAUGGUAUAUACUGCUAGGUUGGGGCUUACCAACGUUGUCUGUAUUCCCAUGGGUUGGAUUAAGGAUAACAUUUGAAAACAGUCUAUGUUGGAAUACUAAUCCUACACCUGGUUAUUUUUGGAUAUUGAGAGGACCAGUCGUUUUAAGUAUUGUGGUGAACUUUUUCUUCUUCAUUAAUAUUUUAUGGUCGUUGAAUACUAAGAUGAGAAAGGCGUUGUCAAGGUCAGCGAGAAAGAAUAAGUACAGGCGUCUAGCAAAAUCAACAUUAGUUUUGAUUCCAUUAUUUGGAAUUCAUUACAUAGUAUUUAUAGGAGUGCCUGAUGAUAUUCCACCUGUGGCAGAAGUAGUCAAACUUUACUUUGAAAUGUUUUUCAGCUCAUUUCAGGGAUUAGUGGUAGCAAUUUUAUUUUGCUUCAUGAACGGAGAGGUUCAAUCUGAGAUCUUAAAGAGAGUAUGUCGGCGAAGACCAUACAACCACUACCUUCGAUAUUAUAGGUCGGCUCGAUUAGCAUCUCAAGAACAAAAUUCAUGUUCGGACCGGGCACAGUCGGGCAUAUAUGACAACUUUGAAAUUCGUUCAACAGGAACAGUAAACGAGACCAACAAAAAUUCUUUGAACACUCAGUCAACGGACAUUACUACAGAUAAUGUUCCACGGAAUGUACGAUCAAGGAUUUUCAAAUGGCACAUAGACUCUAAAGGCCAUUUAUGUCGGCAUUACAUGAAGAGAAAUGAAAACAAAUACUGUAAUUUACAAAUCAACCUUAGACGAGCCCAGAGUUGCCUUUAACGUACAAUCUAUAUGUAACUGUUUUGUUGUUUGAAGGGAUUUGAAUACCAAAGAGUUAUAUUAUAUAUUAUAAUGUAAAA